Messenger RNA from Anneissia japonica, 2233 nucleotides. RefSeq lists its product as uncharacterized. Bases 422 to 2026 code for a protein of 534 amino acids. Lineage: Eukaryota; Metazoa; Echinodermata; Crinoidea; Comatulida; Comatulidae. Gene Ontology annotation, cellular component: membrane. The transcript is spliced from 4 exons. Gene Ontology annotation, biological process: G protein-coupled receptor signaling pathway. The record is from RefSeq and is a predicted model, not a curated record. Gene Ontology annotation, molecular function: trace-amine receptor activity.
UUUCCAUGACAUAAAACACUUCUGUUAUAAUAUUGGCUAUCUUACUAAUGGCGCAAUAAUCGGCCCGUAAUAAUUGCGGCUACACGCUGCAUUUCAUCCUAUCCUAGAUAGAGGAUGACAGGAUUAUAACUGGCACCAAAGACACGAAUGAUCAAAUUAUGAUGCCAGUACAUGAGGAUUACUAAAAUGUAUCUCCACAGCUUUAAGCAAUGUCGUAUAGAUAUGCAGGAUAACCACAAAAUGAUGCAAGUCAAGAUAGUUGAGAACUAUGAAUUUUGAUAUGCAAAAGAAUACAAUGUUUGUAAAAUGUAUUGUCUGGGAACUCUGAUUGGUGUCACGUGCAUUUUUACAGCGAGAACGUAUUUCAUGAUAUCUUCUGGGAGCAGAGACACUUUCCAUAGCGUUCAAUUUGUUCUUUGAAAUGGCAAGCUCUAUAAGAAGCAUCGAAACUAAUAUGAAUUCCACAACGUUUCCUAUUGAUGUCAGAUCAAUACUGGAUUUAGAAGAAGACGACAUAACAGGCCAUGACCCAUCGUCCCUCAUCCUCGCAACCGUUGUAAUCUUUUUCGGGAUUUUCAUACACGUGUCCAAUAUUUUUAUCAUAUUAACCGUACUCAACCUACAAUCUGCGAGUAAUCCGGACGCUCUGAUAUUUUCCCUGUCGCUAGUUGAUUAUAUUAUGACAAUAACUGUAUUUCCAGUUGCUGCUUAUCACUAUUGGACCGGCCUAGAUAUACCAACAUGGGCUUGUAGUAUGAGUGCCUUUUUUGUGACUGCGAAUAUAUUAUUCUCUACAACAGUGGUCUCCCUGAUGACUAUAGAUCGAUUACUUGCAAUCAGAAAACCAAUUAUCUAUAAGCUUUAUCUAACCACUUCAAAUAUGAUUAAACUUUUAGUUUUUAUAAUGUUUUUGUCUAUUGGAACGGCAUCAAUUUCCUUAACGGAUCUGAUCGAGUUACAAUCUGAAGAUGAAUACUGUUUGUUUGAAGCGAAGAGUUGGUACAAUCUGUUGAUUCUAACGUUAAUAUAUCCUCAGAUUCCAAUCGUUGUGUACACAUAUUCUGGAUUUGUCCACGCUCUAAAAAUGUUUGAUCCCAGACAAAAUCAAGCAAUUGAUUCGGGAAAAGUUGAAAAAAAGAAAUCAAACUGGCGACGCUAUCCAAAGAGAUCUACGGAAAAUCAAAAAUCUAAAAGCACGAGGAAGGGAAACGGCAAUAAUUCUGUCAAUUUUAAACGAUGCAUUCGUAUGUCGAGGACUGUAGCUGCAAUAGUAAUUCUGUAUUACAUUCCAUGCUUGAUCUGGACGGCUUCAAUUUUGACUGAUUGGAUACUAGGAAGGCAUCUGGACAUCUUUAGCCAUGUCUCAAUAUUCCUAAUCAUGAUCGACUCAUCUUUCAACAUCAUCGUUUAUGCCGUUAUGUGUCUUCACUACCGACGAACAUUUCACAAAGUUGUGUGUUCACCACUGCGGAUGUGCGGGUUUGAGUGUUACAGAGAACUACCCCUUGGGCUGACACAGAGUGAAAUCCAACAUAUUUCAAAUAUAAUGGUGCUUACGGGAGCCGAACGUCCGGGCAUCACCAGGCGGGGACACAUGAAUGAUAACAGGGAAAAUCAAUCUCAAGAUGACAUGGUGCCGAUUGAUAAUCCGGCAUUUUCAAAUCCCCCAUCGGCAAACGUAAGUGAUGACGUCAUCGUGUCUACUCAUUCAUCCGACCCUAAUAUAAAUCAGAGUGAAGUUUCUGAUUAUAGUCUCCGCAAAACCACAACAGACACCACGAGGAUAGACAGUGAAGGGAGCUCUGGUGGUGUUGACAACAACGGGAUUAUCAUUACAAUCCCUGAGCAUCGAAAUAGUAGUCAAUUAAAAUCUGAAGUAAUGCGUGAAGAUGAAAAUAUAGAAUGUGCUAACGUCAAUUUGUCAAGAAGAGCAUCUAGUCGGGGUGCAGAUAACAUUUAUGCAAAACAAGCGAUAAUUAAAUGUUUAAGUGCUUCCUUGGCAGUUCCGGAGAACGCCAUACCGUAAUCAAUAAUUUGGUGUAAAAGAUAUAUUGUAGCAGAAUUGUAUUUACAGUAUUUCGUCCAUUUUCACAUCAAUAGGCAAAUUUCAAAUGAGCAUUAUUGUAAUUUAAAAAGUAGUAUUCUACGAAAUUGUUUAGGUUACACUGAUGCUUAAUCAUAUAUGUUUUAUUAUUAAAAAUUAUUUCUCUUGAAUCGGUGUUUAACCAUGUAA